CAGCAGGUGAGCGCAGCAUCGGAGACGCAGAGCGGCGGAGGACCGGAGCGGAGCGGAGCCAUGGGGAAGCUGCAAGAAUUUGAUAUCACUUUCACCAACAACAAGGUGGUUUACGGUCCGGGAGAGUCGAUAAGCGGAAAUGUGAAGAUCCGAACCGGGAACUCGCUGCAGUACAAAGCCAUCAAGGUGAACUGUCAGGGCUCAUGUGGGAUCUCCAACAAAAUGAACGACACCUCGUGGACUCUGGAGGAGCAGUACUUCAACAGCACGCUGUCUGUUGCUGACAAAGGAACUCUGGUGGCGGGCGAACACAGUUUCCCUUUCCAGUUUCUCAUUCCAGUUGCCGCCCCGACUUCUUUUGAGGGACCCUUUGGGAAGGUUGUUUACCGGGUGAGGGCGGCCAUCGACACGCCUCGGUUCUCCAAGGACUACAAAGCCCAGCGGCCCUUCUACCUGCUCAACCUGCUCAACCUCAAUGAGGUGCCCGACAUCGAGCAUUCGAGUUCCGCUGUGACCACCAAGAAGUUCAGCUACCUCCUGGUGAAGACGGGGACGCUGAUGCUGAAAGCUCGCAGCGACCUGAGGGGCUACAUCCCCGGUCAGGUCAUCAAAUUAGCCACCGAGAUCCACAACAAGUCUGGGAAAGACACUGGAUACGUCCUGGCCAGUCUCAUUCAGAAAGUGACCUAUAAGACCAAGCGGCCUGUGUUUGACCUGCGGACCAUCGCUGAGGUGGAGGGAGCCGGAGUGAAGGCAGGAAAACAUGCCGAGUGGAGGGAGCAGAUCAUCGUCCCUCCUCUUCCUCAGUCAGCUCUGGCCGGCUGCAGCCUCAUAGACAUCGACUAUUUCAUUCAGGUGUCACUAAAGUCUCCGGACGCCGUCGUCACUCUGCCCAUCUACAUCGGCAACAUUGCCGUGAACUUGUCUCCAUCGAGGCCGAUGCCCACCAGUCCGGACCACUCCGGUGCCUCCGUGGCUUCCAGUGCGGUGAGGGUGACGCCCAGCGCCCCGCCGGCCGAGGAGGAUCCGGACGAGGAGCUGUGUGCCGGGGGCGUCGCCAGCGAGGAGAUCCCCACCAAGAGUCACUCCCAGCAGGAUCCCUCCGGCCGGCCGGUCACCAUGUCGCCCAGCGCCUUCAGCCACGCCCCCGGAGCGGCGCUGCCUCCCGGCCACCGGCGGCCCGACGCCUCGGCGCCGCUGUUCUGCGUCUCCACCGGAGCCACCAUACCGUUCUUCACCGAGGGAGACGUCACUCCAGUCCCCACCUCCUGCUCCCUCAUCCUCCCUCCAGAGUACAGCAGCUGGGAUUAUCCUCAUGAGCCUCCACCUACCUACGAGGAGAGCUGCAGCAGCGCCAACUCCAGCUUCAACAGCCGGCAGUAGAGAGCAAACAGGUGGUGAAACGUCGCGGCCACGCCCAACUCACCUGUCUGCACUCACCUGUCAACACACCUGGAUAGAGACACGCCGAGGACGGACAAUAGCUCCGCCCUCCAGAGACUGUUUCUUUGUCCUCUAAUGAGAAAAAAAAAGGGAUCAUAUCUUAUAACGACUAUAAGAGUUUUAAUUUCACCUCAUGUCCCAGCAGGUAACGUCAGACAGAACGGGUGAACUUCACUGUGCCUCAAAGAAGUAUUUUGGAUUGUUGUGUAGGAUAGUCAUGAUUGGACAUGUUUGAUUCUUAGGUGGGUAAAAUCAGCUUCUUUUUUUAAAACAGUUUGUUGCAUCUGUGAUGCCUUGACAAUAAUUUCAGCCACUGAUAGCCCAAUCAGACCUCCGAGUCUGGCCUUUGUUUUCUGUGGCGUCGCUGUGAAUAUGUUCUUCUUCUUGUGGUCCGGUUCUGUGUGUCUCAGCUGUCUUCAUCCAGAGGUGAACACAAAACCACAGCUGCUGGUUUGUUAGUGAAGCCAGUUGAAGCUGCUGUGUGCAGGAUGUUACUGUGAUUAUUGAUUAUUAUUACAGCAAAGUCAGGAAACAUGUUGAAUCCUGCAGAAAAAAGGGAAACCUCUCAGUCGCAUCACCAGUAAAAAAAAGAUUUCUAUAUUUUAUUGGCAUCCCUCAACCAGUUGGUAGAGUUAUGCUUUUAUUUUUUUCUGUAUGAGAGGAUUUGUGCCCUGUGUUUGGAAAUCUAUUGAAAUUUUAGAUCCAUUUCAUCCCUCUGCUGCCUCCUUGUGGCGGCUCAUAUAACUGAGAGGCUUUUCUGUGAUUCUGCGUUCAGAGUACAGUUUUAUCUGCGGAUGAGCCCCAGUUUUGCUGCCCUCCUGUGGUCAGAACUGGUACAAGCUUUAUCUCAACUGUCCUGAAACCUGAGCUCAACAAACAGCGAUCAUCCGUGCAAAACGAACCAUCUGCUUCUGCUGAUGAGUAAACUUCCAUCUUCUUGUAGCUUCUUGCCGAGCAGAUCUGAUUUUCUUCUGGGUUGUUUUCGUUCUCUUUGUUGCCUUAAAUCCGUUGUGGAGUCAGAUGAUAGCAUACGUGUGCACAGCGCAGCACUUUUUGACUUUUUUGGUUACGUGAGUGCACGAGGAUCUGAGUGUGCACAUCUACUGUAAGUGUGUGUGUGACUGAGUGUGUGUGUGUGUGUGUAAAAAUGUAGUUUAUUUGUAAGAGAAGUUGGGAGUCUGUUCAAAUGUCUUUCCCGCUUUAUCUCUGUACAACAACUGAGCAAAACUUAUUUUAUUCUGAUAUAUUUUAAUAUAUUUUGCAUAUAUUAAAAUGUAUUAAAUCUCAAAAUCUUGUCAGAACUAAUUUAUGAACAAAAUGUGUUACUGGAGGUUUUGUUCAGCAGGUAUCUCUUGUAGAACACGACUCAGUGCAGCAAUUUUACUGUUUCCCUGAUUUUUCACAUCAUGUUGCGUCAUAUACUAGCGACAGAAAAUCUCCUCUACUAUAUCAUGGUCAUGGUUUCAACGUGGCCUGACGUGUUGUAAAAGUGUCACUUUUUGUGUAAAAUUUAAAGCACAACUGAUUGUGUGUGGCUGUUCAUAUUUGUCUCAUUUUCCCAGAUUUUACAGCAAAAUCAAGUCAAAAUUUGCUUUGAAUUUAGUGAAGUCGCAGCACUGAUGUUGGUUCUUGACUCCAAUUCAUGUUUCUCUUGUGAGUUCUGCUUUGACUGUGGCUCAAACAUCGACGUCGUGGCUCUACGUUAUCGUGAACGCUCGCCUUAAGCAGUCUGGAUUCCCGCCAACGGACCAUUACUUCUUCUCCGGGAGGACGUCGGCUCGCGUUCUUCCUGUUUCGUCUCCGGCGGACUGUGCGAAGUGCACUUGAUGUACACAAAUGUAGCUUUCAAGAACAGUGAGACACUGGACCUUCGAUCUGCCGGACUUUGUUUUUAUUCUCGUUUUAGCAAAUAUGUGCAAUUCCUCUUAUAUUCUGAGAACACAACAGCAGCAGCAGCAGCAGCUCCCGGAAGUCAUUUCAUGCUGCCUUUUUCAGUCCUCAUCCGUUUGAAUUCUUCUUCACCAAAAGGUACUAUAGCUUUACGAAGCCCCACUUGUUCUGUUUUUAUCUUUCAUUCUCUCCUGCCUCACAUAUUGAUGAGUGGUGUCUGGUUUUUGUAUUUUUCUACUUGUAAACUGUUUACAGGUGCAGUAUGCAUAUCCGACUAGCAGCACCUCAGCCAGUACAUGUAAUCAACCUACAGUGCAGAAUUCAACUUGUACUGUACAACAUAAGAAUAAAACUAUAUGACAUGUGA
Amphiprion ocellaris (clown anemonefish) is the source of this 3700-nucleotide messenger RNA. RefSeq names its product arrestin domain containing 1b (gene arrdc1b). Gene Ontology annotation, biological process: protein transport. The record is from RefSeq and is a predicted model, not a curated record. Gene Ontology annotation, molecular function: ubiquitin-like ligase-substrate adaptor activity; ubiquitin protein ligase binding. NCBI's taxonomy places the organism in Eukaryota, Metazoa, Chordata, Actinopteri, Pomacentridae. Gene Ontology annotation, cellular component: cytoplasm. Bases 61 to 1383 code for a protein of 440 amino acids. The transcript is spliced from 8 exons.